Molecule: messenger RNA, 402 nt
Organism: Paramuricea clavata
Lineage: Eukaryota; Metazoa; Cnidaria; Anthozoa; Malacalcyonacea; Plexauridae
Source: the annotation of a GenBank genome assembly
AGCAAACUUCCGAAAAACAUUUUUAACUUCACCAUCCGAUAUAUCAAUAACACACUUCCAACACGAAAGAACCUAUCAAAAUGGGGACUGUCAUCAACAUUCGAUUGCUCUUUCUGCUCCUCACCUGAAACGCUGCUCCGUGUGGUUGCUGGAUGUAAGACAUAUUUAGACGAAGGCCGGUUUACAUGGCGACACGAUUCUGUUUUAAAUUUCCUCGCAUCCACUCUUACUGCUGUGAAAAAUUCCACACUUUACGCGGACAUUCCUGGCUUUAUGAAUCCAUCUGUUAUCACGGGAGAUCGUUUACUACCUGACCUUCUGCUGGUGACUGAAAACAGAUGUCUAUACAUCCUCGAGCUUACAGUCGGUUAUGAAUCCAAUCUGCAAGUUAACGCCCUAAUC